AUUCAGCGGCUCUUUUUUCUUUCAAGGCGCGUGCAACUGGCAGUUGGCGGAUUGUGGUUAAUUUUGGAUUUUAGUAAUUACUGUAAUUAAUUGUUAUAAUAAUUAAGAUGGCUUUCGGUGAUGUCAAGACCCCACAAGGACUCAAGGAAUUAAAUAAUUUCCUGGCCGACAACAGCUACAUCAGCGGAUAUGAACCAAGCAAAGCCGACCUUUCUGUGUUCGAAGCCUUAGGCAAAGCUCCCACCGGUGAUUUGCCUCAUGUGCAACGUUGGUACAGACACAUUGCCUCCUUCGAUGCCUCCGAAAAAUCCACCUGGGGUGGUUCUGCUGUUCCACAAGCUGCCGGUGCUAAACCCACCGUGGCUGCUGCUGCCGCCGCCGACGAUGAUGACGAUGUCGAUCUCUUCGGUUCUGAUGAUGAAGAAGAGGACGCAGAAGCUGCCAAGAUCCGCGAAGAACGUGUUGCUGCCUACGCUGCCAAGAAAUCCAAAAAACCUGCCUUAAUCGCCAAAUCUUCCGUACUUUUGGAUGUUAAACCAUGGGAUGACGAAACCGACAUGAAAGAAAUGGAAAAACAUGUGCGCACAAUCGAGAUGGAUGGUCUGUUAUGGGGUGCCUCCAAAUUGGUUCCAGUCGGCUAUGGUAUUAAUAAGUUGCAAAUCAUGUGUGUCAUCGAAGAUGAUAAGGUUUCCAUUGAUUUAUUGACUGAAACGAUCCAAGAGUUCGAAGACUUUGUCCAAUCUGUUGAUAUUGCUGCCUUCAACAAGAUCUAAGGGUUUGCAAAAGAUCAUCUUAAAAUUUAAUUGUUAUUGAUGAUGCAGUUGGUCAUCCAUCAUUUGCAAUAAAGUUUGAGAUUAUUAUUUUUUUAUAUUAA
Stomoxys calcitrans (stable fly) is the source of this 874-nucleotide messenger RNA. RefSeq names its product probable elongation factor 1-beta (gene eEF1beta). Gene Ontology annotation, molecular function: guanyl-nucleotide exchange factor activity; translation elongation factor activity. NCBI's taxonomy places the organism in Eukaryota, Metazoa, Arthropoda, Insecta, Diptera, Muscidae. The transcript is spliced from 2 exons. Gene Ontology annotation, biological process: translational elongation. Gene Ontology annotation, cellular component: eukaryotic translation elongation factor 1 complex; cytosol. The coding region runs from base 108 to 773 and encodes 221 amino acids. The record is from RefSeq and is a predicted model, not a curated record.